Molecule: messenger RNA, 715 nt
Organism: Momordica charantia (bitter melon)
Lineage: Eukaryota; Viridiplantae; Streptophyta; Magnoliopsida; Cucurbitales; Cucurbitaceae
Source: RefSeq, a predicted model, not a curated record
ACAGGUAGCUAAAGCCAUUGAAGGCCUAAUUCCCUUGCCAGCAACCAUUCCAAAUGAUGCUAGAAGGGAAGAGCUUGAGGAAAUGGAGAAGGAGAAGGCUGCAAUUGACGAAAGAGCCGAAACGCUCGUACGACGGGAGCUCUGGAGUGGACUGGGCUUCCUCAUGGUUCAAACAGCUGCAUUCAUGAGGCUCACCUUCUGGGAGCUCUCUUGGGAUGUCAUGGAGCCAAUUUGCUUCUAUGUCACCUCUGGUUACUUCAUUGCUGGAUAUACCUUCUUCCUCAGAACCUCAAAAGAGCCCUCUUUCGAAGGAUUCUUCCAAAGCCGGUUCAGCACAAAGCAGAGGCGCCUGAUGAAGGCUCGGAAUUUCGAUAUCGCCCGUUACAAUGAUCUCCGAACAAGUUUUUAUCCGUCCUCUUCCUCCCCAGUUCAGGGAUUUCCCUCUUCAAACUCUAUGCUGUAUGAUGAUUCAGCAAAGAUGCAGUUGGGAUCUAUACAACAUUAAAAAAAGUUGCACAGAAUUUGAAAAAUAAACAGUAUACAAAUAUAGUGCUGUUGAACAAAUUUUUCCCCCUGCUAUUUUAAUAGCUUUCAUUAGGUGCGGCGGCUUUCUGUAAACAGAGUUGAUAGAAUUGUUCCCUCUUCUAACAAAAAGCUUAAUCCUCCUUUUUCUUAUUUAAUACACGUUAAUAGGACCAAAAAUAAGUUCUUUGGG